Elgaria multicarinata webbii is the source of this 4172-nucleotide messenger RNA. RefSeq names its product microtubule associated protein 7 (gene MAP7). The transcript has 18 exons. Gene Ontology annotation, biological process: microtubule cytoskeleton organization. Gene Ontology annotation, cellular component: microtubule cytoskeleton. The coding region runs from base 908 to 3154 and encodes 748 amino acids. The record is from RefSeq and is a predicted model, not a curated record. Lineage: Eukaryota; Metazoa; Chordata; Lepidosauria; Squamata; Anguidae.
UCAUAUAAGAUGUGAAUCCUGUUUUCUAGCCCUCUGCUUUUUACAUUUAACAAGGAAACACCCACACACCACCUUGAGAUUUUUGCCCUUUACAGGACGUAUCUUCCCUUCUACAGCGAGUCUAUGUUUCAGUGGCAAAAGGUGAGCCGUGCUGAGAAAUUAAAAGAGAGAGACUUGGGCUCUUUGCUUUGGUAAUGCAUCUUGGGGACAGCGAGUGAAUGGAGGAGCUGGCAAAAUUCACGUACCUGCCUGGAGGUUGGUUGGCUUCCCUCCCUCAGAACUUCUCUGCUUGUGCAAGCAAGAGCUCCAUCCAUCCUCCACCCGCCUCUGAGGGAAGAAGGAACAGCCCAGCCUGCUAGGUGGUUUCAGCGGUUGCGUGUGUGUUUUUUUUUUAAAUGCUGGCUUGCCCUGCCUCAGCAGCAAGCACACCCAGGGAACAUUCCGGCCGACUGCUUUUCUGCCGCUGAGGAGACGACAUUCAUGGACCUCCGUUUGAUUCGGAUAUGUCACUGUUGUCAGGGCAACUGUUAACGGUGGCGUAUCAUAUUUUCUCCUCUUGGGCUGCGUGCUGAAUAUUUCAGUAUGCAGUAGCUGGGAAGAAGAUACCGGGAGGAAAAAGGUAGCUGCAUCAGGAAGGAAAAAAGUCGUGGGAUCUGACUGAACAGGUUAAGGUGGCAAGAGGAGGAAGCCUUCAAACGGAUGGGGCUUUAAUUAAGGCCUCUUCUUUUGUGUGCCCGUCAAGGUGGAGGAAACUGCAGGCCCUCAUCUGCCAAGUCAGUGUUGGUAUCUGUCAGCUGUUUGCAGACUGCUUAGCCAAACAGGAUCUUACAAAUGAACAAGCUGCUUUGCAGCUAGCUAGCUGCUAAGUGGAACCUGGGAUUUCUAUUUUGUAGUAAAUAAAAGCAAUAUGCCUGGUUCUGCAACUGCUAUCCGACAAGAGAGACUCAAGAAGGCAGGUGUGAGGCCAAAUACACCUGUUCUGUUUACCAUUAAUGAGGAGGAUGAGCAGCAAAAGAACUGCAAUUCCAAGAGACUGAAAGUGUCUGAAAGCUCUAAAUUACAAGACAAAAAAGCUGCUUCAUCCAGCCGUCCCUCCACUGCUGCCUUAGGGCAGAAUACGAACAACAAGGGAGCCAAGCCAGACUCUACACCAGUACUGAAAGUUGAUGAGAGGCUGCGAGUUGCCCGAGAACGGAGAGAGGAACGAGAAAAGCUGUUAGCUGCAAGAGAAGUUGCCUGGUUUGAAAAAGAAGAGAGAGCACGGCAAUAUUAUGAGAAACAUCUAGAAGAGCGCAAAAAGAAAUUAGAAGAGCAGAGGCUAAAAGAAGAGAGAAGACGGGCAGCAGUUGAGGAAAAACGAAGAUUGAGAAUAGAAGAGGAGAAGGAGCGACAUGAAGCUGUCGUGCGCCGCACGAUUGAGAGGAGCCAGAAACCAAGGCAGAAGCAAAAUAGGUGGUCCUGGGGAGGUACACUUCAUAACAGCAGCAGCAUUAAUAAUACAGAUCCAGACAGGCGAUCUGUUUCAACAAUGAACCUUUCGAAACAUGUUGAUCCAGUCAUUAACAAGCGGCUCUCCUCCUCAUCUGCAACAUUACUAAAUUCUCCAGACAGAGCUCGACGUCUGCAGCUAAGUCCAUGGGAGAGCAGCAUUGUUAGCAGACUACUGACGCCGACGCAUUCAUUCCUGGCCAGAAGUAAAAGCGCAGCAACUUUGUCAGGCGAUGCAGCAUCUUGCAGCCCCAUCAGCCCUCUCUCCUUAAAGGCCAUAAGCUGUCGAAAUCCAGCAGACAGAACCAAACUCUUCGGUACGACACCUGACGUGAGACGGAGGAGGCCCACCCAUUCGGCAGGGACUAACAGAAAAGAAAAGGAAAAGCGCUUUUCAUUGUCUCAUCCUUCCUCUGGCAAAAAAAGAGCUCAUUCACCUUCUACUUUCAGAAUAAAAUCAUCUCCUUGGCAUGCCUCUGGAUCAUUUCCCUUUUUGCCUGGAACACCCAAGAAGGUUCCAACACAUGGAUCAUCUAGAAUCUCUUCCACUCAACCUCGCCCCCCUUCCCCUGGCAACAUUCGGCCUAUUAAAAAUGAGCGCAAAGUGGAAAAUGAGAAAAAGGAAAUACAGCUGGAAUCUGUGAAGGCAACUGAAGAAAAGACGGACCCUGAGAAGGCAAGGGUGGUUGCAAAUGAAGAAGGACAUCCUUGUAAACCAGAGAUCGCACAAACUCUGCCCUCUGCCCCUUCAGCUGCUUCACCCUCUCCAGUCUCUAGCAAGCCUUCUGCAGGGACAACAGACGCAGAAGAAGCAACCAGGUUGCUUAGUGAAAAAAGGCGACUGGCCCGGGAGCAACGGGAACGGGAGGAGCAGCAAAGAAAAGAAAGGGAAGAGACUGAAAGGCAAAAGAAGGAGGAGCUGGCGCAGAGGAUAGCAGAAGAAAGGGCUCGCCGAGAGGAAGACGCUCAGAAGCAGGAAGCAGAGAGGAAGCAAAGAGAGGCAGAACAUGAGCAGGAAAAAGAGGAGCAGUUGCGCCGCCUGGCUGAAGAAAGAGAGCAGAAAGAAAGGGAGGAAAUGGAACACCUUCAGAAGCAGAAGGAAGAGGAAGCUCGGCUACGAGAAGAGCGGAUUCGGUUAGAGCGUGAAAAGCAUUUCCAAAGGGAAGAACAAGAGCGCUUAGAAAGGAAGAAGCGUCUUGAGGAAAUUAUGAAAAGAACCAGGCGAACGGAAGCUGCAGAGAAGAAAUUAAAUGAACAACAAAAUGGAGAGAUUGCAAAAGAAACAGUGAGCAGCCCUACAUCUCCAUUAAGCCCCAUGAUGGGCUCUCAGGUUCAGUGUGUGACAGAAUCUCCACGCAACGGGGAAUUGGUGACCCAUACACAUGUGCUCAUCUCUCAUCAGCCCAUAGACAACCUAGACAGUAAUCUCAACCCAGGAAAACUUCCAAAUGAAAAUGGAGUGACUAUGCAGGAUGAAAACUUUGAAGAGCUCAUCAGCUUACCCAUGGGAACAAAACCAUCCAGAUUGGAUGCCUUGAACAAUGAUGAGAAAGGGAGUUCUGACAUUCCUUUGACUCCCAUUUUGGCCUUUGAAGAGAAGGGGACGCUAGGGCCAUUGCCUCAGGUAGAUAACGUUCAAACACAUCAAACGGCAGAAGUUGUCUGAUCUCGGCUUAUGAAUUACCAAGGCUAAGCAAAAGCCUGUGCAGCCAAUGGAGUUCCUUCCAUGCUAUGAAGGAGUGUUGUACUUUUUGCACUCUUGAAUUUUCUAAAAAAAAUCUUGGACAUCUUUCUUUUCUUUUUUUUAACGACCGUAGCAAAACCAGCAGAAGAAUUUAUUGGGAAUAGACUUGGAUUAUCUUGUUAUCAAAUAUAUCUCACAACUAAGAAAAUCAUGUUUCAUAAAUUGCUUUUAUUCAGCAAGUUCCUUUGGUUAGCAUAAUGGAUAUUUACUGUGUUCUUGAGGGGGGGAAAGAUUAAGUGGAUUCUAACAAUAACGGGCUGGUUGGGAUAAUGGACCUGUUGGUUUUGUUUCGUUUUGAAGAUGAGUUUAAUGUAAAAUCAGCAAAGAAUCUUUUACAUUUUACUGAUUGAAUACUUGAAAAGUAAAUGCCUCACUGCUCUACAAGUAGGGCAACUGGGGUGUUGUUUUUUUUAUUUGAACCUGUUGGUUUAAAUAUUAUUGCAGAGAACUCUUAACUAUGGGGGCAAAAUAUAGGCUUCUGUAUCAGGUUCUUGUAAAUGUAACUCCUACUUGGACAUUCUGUAUAUUUAGGCAUCACUACUGUCUUCUUCCAUUUUCUUUAAAAUAAAAUAAAGUAAAGUAAUACAGCAGGUUUUAAAAUGUGAAAAAUUGAAAGCAUUAUUUUUUCAUGGAUGAAAUGAAAACCUGUUGUUAUCCUAGAUAAUGUAUUUAUUAAUUUUGUUCAGUACAAAAUAAAUCAUAGAAAAAUGUGGUGAAAGCUACAUUGCAAACUUGAUUUUUGUUAGUUUCAACUUUGUUCAGGGAAUACAAAGCAUAAAGCAAUGUCUUUGAGCUUGAUGUGGCCGAUUCAGCACUGUGAGUUAUCUUCAGGCUUGAAAAGUUAAGGAAUAGAGCUCUCUUCAGCUAAUGGUGUGAUCACUGAGGUUUAUAGAGGCUCCUAGCACUCCAGAAAAAGAUAGUUUUGGUGUCAUGAGAUGAA